UGUUUUUUCAUGGCAAUGACUAUAGCUGACAAUAUCUUCAGAAGGGCUCAGAAGCUUCACGUGGAAAUGGGUCCUUCUGUUCUUAUUAUUAUUAUAACUUUUUCACUCACUUUCUUAGUCAUCGUCAAUUUCAAUUUUAGGGUUUCAAUCUGAACAAAAAACCCAGAUUUCCAUGGCUUCAUUUCGUUUUCAAUUCUACUACCCAACAACCACAACUCUAGUCCUCGGCUACGCACUCUGUUCUAGCUUACUUUCCAUUAUAAACAAAUACGCCAUUACCCAAUUCAACUAUCCAGGUCUUCUCACAUCAUUCCAAUACCUAACUUCAGUAUCAGGAGUUUACAUUUUACGCAAAUUAGGGUUCUUAAACCACGACCCAUUCACGUUAAAAACCGCCAAGAAAUUCUUCCCAGCCGCCGUCAUCUUCUACCUCGCCAUCUUCACAAACACAAAUCUCCUCCGUCACGCCAAUAUCGAUACUUUCAUAGUUUUCCGAUCAAUGACUCCAUUAUUAGUCGCCGUCGCCGACACCACAUUCCGACAUCAACCAUUCCCAUCGAAACUAACAUUCUCGUCUCUCCUUGUCAUCUCCGGCGGCGCUGUUGGGUAUGUUUCAACUGAUCUGGGUUUUACACUGACUGGUUAUUCAUGGGCAUUUGCUUAUUUGAUCAGUAUUACUACAGAUAUGGUUUAUAUUAAACAUAUGGUGACUAAUCUUGGUUUGAAUACUUGGGGUUUUGUUUAUUAUAACAAUUUGUUAUCAUUAAUGAUGUCUCCAUUGUUUUGGGUUAUUACUGGUGAAUAUUCUGAUGUUGUUAAUGAUUUGGGAGGGGAAUUGAGGUUUGAUUUGAAUGCUUUUUUGGCUGUUUGUUUGUCUUGUGUUCUUGGAUUGGUGAUUAGUUUCUUUGGAUUUGCGGCUAGGAAAGCGAUAUCUGCAACGGCUUUUACUGUUACUGGGGUUGUGAAUAAGUUUCUUACGGUUGGGGUUAAUGUUUUGAUUUGGGAUAAACAUGCGAAUCCAUUUGGAUUGGUUUGUCUUUUGUUUACUAUUGGUGGUGGUGUUCUUUAUCAACAAUCUGUUGUUGUUAAUGAUGUUGCUCCCAAACUUGAAGAAGAAGAAGAGGGUAAAAUUUUAGGGGUUUGAAUUUUGAAUUGUAUGUAAGGUUUUAGGGAAACUUGAAUUGUUUAUGUCUAUGUUUUUCAUUUCAAAUGAUCAUGAUCUUUAAUCAUGUUAAUCAA
Molecule: messenger RNA, 1239 nt
Organism: Impatiens glandulifera
Lineage: Eukaryota; Viridiplantae; Streptophyta; Magnoliopsida; Ericales; Balsaminaceae
Product: GDP-fucose transporter 1-like
Exons: 1
Coding region: 173-1144 (323 amino acids)
Cellular component (GO): Golgi apparatus
Molecular function (GO): GDP-fucose transmembrane transporter activity; antiporter activity
Source: RefSeq, a predicted model, not a curated record